Molecule: messenger RNA, 906 nt
Organism: Saxophila tyrrhenica
Lineage: Eukaryota; Fungi; Ascomycota; Dothideomycetes; Mycosphaerellales; Extremaceae
Exons: 1
Coding region: 1-906 (301 amino acids)
Molecular function (GO): biliverdin reductase [NAD(P)H] activity; riboflavin reductase (NADPH) activity
Source: RefSeq, a predicted model, not a curated record
AUGAGAGUCGCAGUAUUAGGUGCUACAGGGCUCGGUGGCUCUCACGCCUGUCGAGAACUACUCAACCGGGGCCACACCGUAACAGGUCUAUCACGAAGCCCAGAGAAGCUCGGCAAGCACAAGGACUACAGCCCUGUCAAACUAGACGUCGACCAGGCCAGCAUCGCUGAGAUCGUUCCCGCGUUCCAAGGCUUCGAUGCUCUGAUCAACGCCUAUAAUGGCGCAAACAACUACAUGACCUUUAUCGAGACGACUCGCAAGAUCCUGCUCGCCGCCAAAGCCGCGAAAGUAGGCUACUUCAUCAUGAUCGGAGGAUCUGGGAGCCUGAUCAUCGAGGAGCCAUAUACCACUGCCGCCGACUCGCGCGAAUGGUGGUUAGCUUACCGUCGCGCUAACGCGGACAGCGAGGCCGCUACGGAACAUAUGGCGGAACGAUUCGCAGGAGCUGCCGAUUUCGUCAGGGGGUACCGCAAGGCUCGAGUCAAUCUGCUCGCGGGCAAAGCGGGCGAGGAGGACCAGAAGAUGCUUAAGCAGGUAGACGACCAGGUUCUCCGUAGCGAUGACUGGAUUCCAAAUCUGCCGCUGGCCGCGCGAGCCUGCUUCCCCAUGUUCGAGGGCAACACUUCGUUCAAGUGGACAUUUGUGUCGCCUCCAGCUCGGUAUUGGCCAGGUCCGAGAACUGGGAAGUACGAUGUCUGGAUUGAUAAGUUGCCUAUGCUGGAGAAGGCGGCGACGAAAAGCCUUGAUGGGAAUCAGUACGAGGGAAGGCUGCUGAAGGUCUCCGUGGCAGAUCUGGCUGUAGCGAUUGUUGAUGAGGCAGAGAAGCAGGAGAAGGUUGGGAAGCAUUGGAGUGCUGUUUCUGAAUGGGACGGCGAUGUACCCUAUCCGAAUAAUGCGACUAUCUAG